GUGGAAUGCUUCAGAUCAGGACUCAAUAUUCUUUCACAGAAAAUUAUAUAAAUAUCCAUAUUUACUUGAGUUUAAUGCAUCAUUGAAUCUAAUGAACACCUCAGUUUUCAAAACCCUAAAAAAUAAAAAAAGUAUUUACCAUAUUGUACAAAUCUAAUGUGAACCCUAAUUUUAGAAAGGUAAUUUAGUUAAAGAAGUGAGCAUUAGAAUCGAGUAAAUUGGUAAAUAGGUGAAAAUGAUAAUUUCUUUAUAUAAGGAUUGCUAAUAUAUUUUAAUUUGAUAUGCACUGAAUCAUUAGAAAACAAAGUUGUCACUUUCUCAGCCACUCAUGUGGACAAUUUUGGAAUCUUUCAGAAUUCUGGAUAAGGGAUGCUCAACCUAUCUCAGGUCAUAUACUUUUGGACCUUGAGAAGUUGCAAGGACAUAUGCCUGUAAUUGAACUCUGUAUAUUAUUAUUAUUAUCAGCAUCCUAUAUUUUCUCUCUAAAAAAGAGACUCUAAGUGACUCACAAUAAAACAAAUACAAUAUACUUAAAACCUAAACAUAUACAAACAUUAAAAUAGAAUUAAACAUGAACGUUAUUUAAAAAUAAACAGUUGCAACCCUUAAAACCAAUUAAAAACCUAUUCAUAGCUUAAACCACAGUCAUUCUCUGAUGAUAAACAUCAGCACCCAUAAAAACUGAAAUGUUUGUUAAAAUAUAAGCAGAAACCACUAUGUACAAUUUAAAUUGUUCACACUCAUACCAAAUAUAAAAAGUAUUUAUUGAUCUGACAACGCUAUCCCAAAAAAUCUGUGUGGGAGGAUGUUAUAAAAAUUCAUUUUCCUUCUCUGUGCAGCAUAUUAGUUGAAUGGGAAUGCCAUGGUAAUGUGAAACAUAGAUUAUAGCUUAUCCAUAGCAAGGCAAGCUUUAGCACAUAUCCUGCAGCUAAAUUGAUAAGAUUGAGAUGACGCAUGCCUUAGUCCUUUUCUUUACAAUGAUUUAGCACUACAGCCAUGCUUUUCAUCUGAAGAAAAAAUGGAAAACAUUUAAUUUCUUUUUGAUUAAUGUUGUGAUGGAGCCUUCGAGUAGAGAUACUACUAGUUGUGUUAGAAGAGGCAGGAAGACUGCUCGUGAGCAAGACUCCGGUGAGGAGCAACAAAGGAAGAGAAUCCAGGAAAUACUUAUGGAACCCACUUUAUGAUGAAUCUUUUGAGGGUUUUGAAGGGGAUUAUGGGGCUGGGAGUCAGGAGGAUGGGAUAUCGGACUCUGGGAGUGAAGUGAUGGAUUGGACUAGGGUUCAAGAAAUCCGGGAUGCUUUUGAGGAACCCACAAGCAGUGGUACAUUUGAGGGAUGGCACAGCGAAGAUACAGCUGGAUCUCAGGGAGUUAUGGGUUUGGAUAGAAGGUGGACUGGCUGGAGAGAUCAUAGAAGGGCAGCAGCUGGAGGAGGGAUUGGUGGGGCAUUGGCUGACUCCAGCUCCGAUGAGGAUUUGCAGCAACAAGGUUCAGCUGUAGAUAGGGCGUUAGCUGGCUCAAGCUCAGAGGAGGACUUGUAAAUAAAAGUAAGUUUGUUGCUAAUGUAACCUUGCAAUCGGCAAGGUGUUUGUUGGGCGCUUUCGGGAUCUCUGUUUCAGAAGAUGUGUUUGGAAGACUGCUUUGGGACAUGUUAACCUGGGUUUUUUAGUGGCAAUGGGGGCUGGCAUUGUGUGGGUUUGCGCUGAAUUGUCCUGUGUUGGUUUUAUGCAUUAGUUGCCGGCUUGCCUCCAUCGCUUUGGCUCUUUGUGAUUGACCUUGGACUGGAAUUCAGUGAUUGGGACUUCUCCUUAACGACGUGGAUUGGAACUCGAUGCCUGUGACUUCUCCCUAACGACGCGAACUGGACACGGCGGCUGUGACUUUUCCUUUAUGACGCGGAUUGGCUUCAAGGACGUUUUGGGGCACGGUGUGGCCGCUGGUUGCUGCGGGUUGUUGCUGGUUGCUUUCCUGUGUUUGCUAAGCUCCAACAACUAGGUGGAGCGAGUUUCCAGCCGUUUCGGCGUAGUUUGUUUUAAUCCGGAUUAUUUUCCAGGAUAAUCCGGAUUAUAUCCCAAGUUGAGGUUUUUUGAGUUCUUUUUGGACAUUGUUAUUUCACACAGAAGAGAAAGUGUUUUGAGCCCUUUUUGGUUACUUUCUAGGCUCUUUUGUGUUGUUUUGCAAUAAACUGAGUUUUUUAUAUUGGCUGGCAUCUGACUCGUAACAAUCGACUUUGAAUUUCAGACUACCAUGUGAUAAUUCUGCUCAUGUAAGCAACUGCCACACCAUAACAUUUAUGUAUAUGCAGCAUAUAUAAUAGGAAACUGAAUUAAGAGCCCAUCCCCAAAACCGGGACCUUUCUCAUACAAUCCUGUUUCUGAAUCCAGUUUAUCUGUUUUUAACUGUAUUCCACCUCCCUGGCCCGAAGACUAGAGAAGAAUGCUCAGGACUGGCCCUGAUUUCUGGAAACCCUGCUUGCAAAAGCAGCAAGCCUUUCCCUCUUUCCUUUGAAAAUUAAAUGGAUUUGCUAAAGGUAUUUCCGUGUGCUUUGAUAAGCGACUGCUGGUGGUAAAUAUUGCAUCAUGCUUUGGGUGUGUGUGCUGUGUAAACAGGCUUCAGAUGGAAGAACAGCUGGUUUUUCUAGUUGCUAAAUUGCAUAGAGCUCUUUGCAGCAAUCUAGUGUCGAUGGAUUAGAAGAAGCAGUUAAAUUCUGGACAUGGUAAUCGGAGUGAAAAGAUGUGAAGAAAUCAUUAACACAAAGGUCAUCUAUCAAUAAGAAACUGAAGCAUGUUCAAGAUCUGGAGCAAAAUUGCAGUGGAUACUGAAGUCAUCAAAAUUAUAGGGUUUUUGUUCUGGUAUUGGUCUUAGAUGUACAGGUUGGCUCCUGCCAGGAGAUAUUUUCACUUUUUAAUGGCUGGUUACAUGCAAUGAUGUGUCUUUAAACUCCCCAUCACUCCUGGAACAUACAACUAUAACACAAAACAAUUCAGUUUAGGCAACAUGUCUAAAAAUCUAGAGAUUAUCAAUUUGUCAUUUUUACUGGACCACGAAAGAGAAACCAUAUUGGGAGUACUGAAGAGAGAUGAAUACCUGAAAAAAAUUGAAGAUAAAAGGAUCAGGAAACUGCAGAAUGAGUUACUAGAGGUGAAACGGAAAGGCGGGCGGCAUCAACAACGCCAGCUUGAAAACAGCAGGGUCUGCAUUCGCUGUCAGAAAAAUUUGGGCUUAAUCUUUGAUAGAGGAGAUUUUUGCCCAACAUGUGGACUUAGAGUUUGCAGCCAAUGCCGUGUUGAAGGGAUGGGUGGCAAAUGGAAAUGCACAGUGUGUGAUAAAAUUGGGCAUCUUAGGAUAGUAACAGGAGAAUGGUUUUUUGAAGAGAGAUCAAAGCGCUUCAAACAAUCCAAGCUACUUGGAACAGAUGUUGUUAGACGGUCCCUCCUGCGCAAGCUCCCAGGUGAUUCCUCUGAACAGAUAGAAGGGAGGAAAACCAAAGAUGAAUUACCAGGGAACUCAGAAAACACCACAAAGCAAGAUGUGUUAUCUUCCUUGUCCAGUGGGACAAAAGUAGUCCUCAGUGGGCCCAGGAAAAUAGGCAAAAAAGUUUUCAAGGGAAUUUCUAAAGGAGAUGUUGCAAAUGUGAAAGCAGAAGAUGGAAGAAGCAUCAGCUCAGAUGCUGAUGCUCAAAGUAUGAAUGGUGCUGAGAGAGGCAGCAUUCUUUCACUAGAUGGCAAUGAUCUGGAGGAUAUAUCUGGUAGCCUGAAAAGGGGAGUGGAUUCUAGAAACCAUAGCAGUGCCUCUACUCCAGUUCGUCCAAGGUCACCAGCAUUGAGUACACGCAGCAUGACUGUUGACUACAGUAUGGAGCCUGGUUUAGAAAAUGGAACAUGUUUGUCUACAAGUGGAAGUAUACCUAGAGAAUUAGCAAAAAGGAAUCAGGGGAAAGUAUCUCGAACACCUUCAAUAGCAAUUUCAAGAACAUCUCUAUCAUCAGAUCGCAGUAGAUCUGAGAUAGAUCUCAGUGGGUCUUUUUCUGAAGGAAAUGAUGAUACUUUGAGUAUAAGAAGUAAAUCUGUACCUGGAGCAUUAGAUCAAGAGCUGGACUACCUAGGUGAGACAGAGGAAGAUAUUGAUUACAUUAUGGCCUCCAGUUCAUCAAAGAAGAGGGCCAAUUUGGCAAGUGGAUUGUCAACAAAUUCUCCAAGUUCUGAUAGAAAGUGGACCUAUUUAAAUGUUCCAGAAGCAGAUGGUGAUACAACUAGCAUUAAUAGUAUGAUGAGUGUAUAUAGUGAAACUGGGGACUAUGGAAACGUGAAGAUCAGCGGUGAAAUUUGUCUCCAGAUCAGCUACAGCUAUAAAACAGGUGCCCUCAACAUCCUUGUAAAAAAAUGCAAGAACUUGGCUGUGGUAGAUGAAAAGAAGCACAGAACAGAUCCCUACGUCAAAGCAUACCUUCUGCCGGACAAGUCUCGCCAAAGCAAGCGCAAGACAAAAAUCAAAAGUAACACCACUAAUCCAGAAUUCAAUGAAAUGCUGAAGUAUGUCAUCAGCCAUACGCAGCUUGAGACUCGAACUCUACAGCUUUCUGUCUGGCACUAUGAUAGAUUUGGGCAUAACAGCUUUCUUGGAGAAGUGGAGAUACCUUUGGACUCCUGGAACUUUGAAAAUCAGGCGGAUGAGUGGUUUGUGCUUCAGCCCAAGAUGGAGGUUGCAGCUGACACUGGUCUUCAGUAUAAAGGAGAAUUGGUAGUUAUCUUACGAUACACCCCCCCUGAGAGGAACCUAACACUUCCAUUAGAAGAGAUUCAAGGAAAGAAGAGUUCCAAGAAAGCAAGGAAGUCAAAUUCACAACUACUGUCAGGAGGUAUAUUAGAAGUUAUCAUCAAGGAAGCCAAGAAUUUAAUGGCGGUGAAGUCAGGAGGAACCUCUGACACAUUUGUGAAAGGAUACCUCCUUCCAGACAACAAUAAAGCUUCCAAACACAAAACCCAUGUAAUAAAAAAGAGUGUUAAUCCUCACUGGAACCAUACCUUCACUUUUAGUGGUCUGAAUCCAAGAGAUAUACACAAUGUUUGUGUAGAACUCACUGUUUGGGACAAGGAGUCCCUUUCCAGCAAUAUCUUCCUGGGAGGCGUUCGCUUGAAUACUGGAAGUGGGUUAAGUAAUGGCAAAGAAGUAGACUGGAUGGAUUCUCAGGGGGAAGAACAGCUUCUUUGGCAACAAAUGAUUGAUUGUUCUGGAGAUUCUGUGGAAGGUGUUUUAAUGCUGAGAUCUAGCAUGGGAAAACGCAGACUCUGAGAGAAAUGCUAUUUGCAUAGGAUUCACUCCAGGUGUCUUGUGUACACAGUAGUGCCAUGAACACAGACCUACAGUGGAGCACCUUCUGUAAUCAUUUGCACAUGUAAAAUAGAAAAGACAAAGACUUAUUCAACACUGGACUUUAAAGCUCCUGCAAUGAACUAUAAAAGCAUUUAGCACUUUCUAACAUAGACAUUUUGCCACUUUUUCUGGCUUGCCCAGCAAAAUUUGGCAAUGCCACUUGGGAGACUGGAUUUCUCAGGUACAAUUCAGUCACUGGAAUCAGAUCCUCUACAAUGCUUCAAUGAACAUAAUUUAAACAAUUCUUCUUAAGUUAAGAUGGUUUUAACAUGUAUUUUCUCUGAGUUAGGGCACUCAGAAUGAGCUAAGGGAUGAGGAGGGUUUCAGAUUUCAGGCAAGCUGCAAGAACAAUUAUUUGCUGUAAUUAUUUCCUACUCCCAUGUCCAAGCCCCUGCAGACUUAUUUCCAUUAAUGGUUCCCAGUUGUGGGCUUGCUAAUGAGCGAUUCAUGAACCUUUCUGUACCUGCUUGCAAGCAAAACUGCUGUGUGUGAGAUUUUUAGAGACCAGCAGCUAUUGCUGGAAUACAAAAUGACAAGAGCCUCCUAAAUAUCAUUAGUGGUGCACUGAAUCCACUGAAUGCUGGCAUUUGUUAUUUAAAAAAAACAUGGUUUGCAAUGUAACAAGCAAACCAGACAAAUAGUUGCUGUUAUGUUACAAUGUCUUAUUCUGAAGAUAACCAAGUUUAAUCCAUUGAGGACAAUAGCCGAGAUCCUAAAUUGCUAUAGCUCCCCACUCAUCAUCCCAGAGACUCGCAGUUUUGCUACAAUAGACACACCUACCUUGUCAUCCCUUAAGGUGUGAGUGUGAUCACAGAAUUGUAUGACUACUCCCUAUCCAGAUGCAGACUGAUAACACUUUUUGCAGAGAUCUGCCAGGAUCUUGGAAUGAUAUGAUCUGGGAGUAUCGGGCCAAGGAGCUCAGCCUGUCGGUUCAGUGGGGCUUUCAUAGUGAAACUGUGAACUGUGCUGGAGAGCAUUGGUCACUGCAGGUGAUGAAAGAAAAUAUGAGCCUCCACUAAAACCAAGAUAAAUGCAGCAGUAAGGUGGACUUAUAUUUGCUUGUGUUACAAACAGUCUGUGACAUUAUUGGAGGAGAACUCCAAUGGAAGGAUGUUCUAGUGUGGUGAUAAACUGCACUUACUGCCUCAUCACACUAGAGCAUGAAUCCACUUUAAAUCUCAUUUCUGCCUCCUGCAAAAUUCUGGGGUUUCUAGUUUGGUGAGGCCCAGCACCAAUCUGGCUGAGCUGUUUAAAGCCCCCUCCCUAAAGUGGAUUUAAAAUGGAUUUAAAGUGGAUCCAAGCUCUAGUAUGAUGAGGUCUAGUAUGAAGAGUUGUUUGUCCUAAUCAUUGCACUAAUUCUACCUCCCUAUUAUUUGAAAACAUGGAAUGAUCAAGUGUUCCUCUCCUCCUUAAAUCUUUCUAAAGAACUUGAAAACUGUAAUCAUUUCAGUAUCACUGCUCUCACCCCUUCCCUGAUUUUUCCUUCAUACUUUUUUAUUUGACUUGUCUUUUAUAUAGGCUGUAAAGUGCACUGCUACUUAAGGAAUGAAACACAGCGAGGAUCUGAAGUCCAGCCUUCACUUACCUAACUUCUUCAUUCAUAAAAAUACACUACACUUAGCCAUUAACCACCACUCCCAGACCUACUGCACAUCCACUGAAAUCCCCCAGACGCAUCUGGAUAUGUCCUCAUAGCUAGAUGUGAAGCAAUUACAUCAACCAGUGUUUUAUGGAGCUCUCAGUUGCUAAUGCAUCUGGCCACAAGGACACAACCAGAUGCUGCUGCAAUCCCACUCCUGGUCACUCUCUUCCAGGUAUGAAUGACCAUAGGUGGCAUGCUUCAACAACUAUAGGCAGUCCCUGAGUUACAAACAUCUGACUUAUAGAUGACUCAUAGUUAAGAGGGGUGAGACAACAGGAAGUGAGAGAAAUCCACCCAUAGGAAGGGAAAUUCACUCAGAAUUAUCAAGGAGAAAAGGUGUCUCCACUGAAGCUUUAUUACCAGUCCUUAUUUCCAUAACAUGUCAAAUUUUGCAAAAUCCAAUUACCACAGGGACAGAAAGUGAGCAUGGGCACAGACAGCAAAACAAACACUACAGGGGAGUUAACCCUUCCUUUUGCUAUAUCCAAAGCUCGCUCUCUCCCCCCUUUCUCCCCCCCCCCCUACACUGCCAGAUAAUCAUAUCAAAGCAGAAAAUCCACAUCUGAUUUGAACUGGAUUAGUUUAGUCUAUACUGCAAUAUAAUCCAGUUCAAAGCAGAUAAGUGGAUUUUAUACAGCUGUGUAGAAGCCCCCAUAGCUUACACUUAAAAAUGUACCUGUCCCACCUUACAAACAAAUUCCACUUAAGAACAAAUCUAUAGAACCAAUUUUGCUUGUAACUAAGAAGGGUAUGUACAUAAUAAGACCCUUAAAAUAUGAAUUAGGCAUAUUAACUAAUUCAUGCAUGGGCCAAAUUGGUAAAGUAUCAUUUUAAAAAAAAGGCUACUUGAAAAUAUUUUGUUAUUUCAAAAUAACACUGCCAAAUAGAAGCAAUAUGAAAAAUAGAAACACUACAGUAGUGAUAAGGAGGCUUCAUGAAUGCAGAUGAGUCUGUUUGCAAUGCGGAGCUGCCUUACCAGACAGCAGCUGCUGAUCAAUCCUGACUUAUUGGGGCCCCUUCUACGCUGCCUUAUAUCCCAGGAUCUGAUCCCAGGUUUAAACUGGAUUAUGUGAGUCUCCACUGCCAGAUAAUCUGGGAUAAGCAGAAAAUCUGCAAUGAGAUCCUGGGAUAUAGGGGCAGUGUGGAAGGGGCCUGGGCAGCAGCUGCUGUGAGGGCCCUUCUACACUGCCAUAUAACCCAAAAUGUCAAGGCAGAUAAUCCACAUUAUCUGCUUUGAAGUGGAUUAUCUGAGUCUACACUGCCAGAUAAUUCAGUUCAAAGCAAAUUAUCUCUAUUUUAUGCAGCUGUGUAGAAGGGGCCUGAGUUACAGGACUCUGUUUUCCAAUUUAUUAGAGCAAAUCACUCUCCAAUAAAAAGGAAUUGCAAAAGGAAUUUCGAUAAGGAUCCUUCUUCUCUGGGGCCAGAUACUGCUUGCGGGAGUAGAAUAGGAACAGGAAUCUGCCAAAUAGAACAGACCUAGGUGAUUGUGGAGAUUGAUGCCCAGCAAGUUGAGGGAUGGGCAGGGGCAUUGGGAUGGGAAUUCCACAUAGCAUAUGUAGCUAAGUAGCUGAUUUUGAAGCUUGGCCUAAAAAAUCAAUAGAUGUUUCAGGGAGAAUUAUAUAGAUCUAUUGGAGCUGAUAGCAUUGGAUCCAGACUUCGGGAUUUUGAGUUUGUAGUUGUGUGCCUUUAAGCCAUUUUUGACUUAUGAAGACCCUAAGGCAGUGGUUCUCAACCUGUGCAUCCCCAGGUGUUUUGGCCUACAACUCCUAGAAAUCCUAGCCAGUUCACCAGCUGUUAGGAUUUCUGGGAGUUGAAGGCCAAAACACCCGGGGACGCACAGGUUGAGAACCACUGCCCAAAGGUGAACCUUCACAAGGAUUUCUUGAUUGAAUUUGGUCAGUGGGGGCUUCUUUUUGCUUCCUCUGAAGUCAAGAGUGUGACUUGCCCAAGGUCACCCAGUGGGUUUCCAUAACUGAAUGGGGUCUCAGAUACCAGUCUCCUAAUGUCUUGGUCCAACACUCAAAACAGUACACCACACUGGCUAGACUCUUCUAAAUCAAUUGGAUGUAAGUUAGUCAUGGCUGCUUGUAGGUCCAUUGAUUCAAAAUGAUCUGCUCUAAGUAUGACUAAAUAUGGCUUUAGUAUUUCUGUAGACUGAAGCUAUAAAAGCCUUUGGCUUUGUAGUAUUGUGCCUAUAUGAGAGGAGUGUAUUUAAUAUAUUAACAUGGUAAAACACAGCAUGUGAAUCAGACUUCAUUUGUGAAGCAGUUUUUUUAGGGCAAGGAACUAAGUUAGAUGGAAGAUGAAGAGCAGUGAUUCAUAAAUAGCGUAACACCAGUAGCUUGGGACCACUUCAGUGUUCGAGAUGUGCUUGUUCCAUUUUUAUCCUGCAAUUCAUGCUGUAAAAUGGCCUUGAUACUUUGUGGUAAUUGACACUAUGAAAUAUCAGCAAUUCCCCACAAGAGGAGGUUUGUUGAUUGUGUAUGUGCAAGCACCAACCUAGAUAUUUUGUUUUGUUUGAUCUUCUUUUAAACAAAUACAGAGGACCAGUAAAGGUUAUUUGCUACAUAGCAGAUUUUUCCUUUUCAAAUGAUUCUGACAAUGUGCUGAUUCGUCAUGAUGUGUUCAGUAGUACUUUGAGUACUUUGUUUACUGUUCAGUAAUGUCUUGCUUAAACACCUUUGUUUUGCUAUACAAUAAAUCCCAGAAAUCUCAUUAUUGAUUCUAUCAUUUCAUCUAGAUCUGAUUAAGUGCAGAGUGCAGAUAGUGUGGCAAAUUUGAAAACAUUCCUCUGCAGUUAUUAUCAUAUUUUGGCAUAUUACCACAGAAACAAAUUACAGAAAUAAAAAACCCUGAUAUUUCUAAUACAACAAAUACAAUAAAAUGCUAAUUUGUCUAAAGAUGUUUUAAAACACUUUCAUUGGGUUGUUGUGAGUUUUCCGGGCUGUAUGGCAAUGUUCCAGAAGAAUUCAGCCUGGAAAACUCAUAGCAACCCAUUGCCUUCGACAACUUUCAACCUUUGCCUGUUUAGGUAAUCUUUUAAAAGUCUAAGGCCCAAUGAGUUUAAUAUUUAAAUGAAAGGUUUAACAAUUUAAUGUUCAAUUUUGAAACUGGUGGUAUUUCCAAGAUAUGCAAAACCUUUGUUUUGAUGAUGUUAGAAGUAGAAGAAAGUGGUGGCUGCAAUCCUAUGCCCACUUACUUGGAAGGAAAACUCUGCUUAUUUCUCACAGAAAAGGUAAAAAAAACCAAAAACUCCCACUAAUUUUUCCCCAAAACCUUUUAUUCUGGAAAAUUGGGGAAAAUUGAUUAUGGAGUAUUUUCUUUUGGAAUGAAGAAUAAAUAUGUUUAAUAUAACGUGCGCAAUUACUUUUUGCACAAAAUAAUUUGUAAAAAGUAUGUCAGAGGAAAGCUUUUAUGGAAGACUGCUACGAUAUCCGAUCAUGACAAUACCUGUUUCCAUUUUAUGAGAAUGAGUGUCUUAAAUGUGUCUUAAGAAUUAAUGGCGACAAAAUGUUCAUGGCAUCUUCUGUUUUUAUUUGGGGUUUUGCUGGUUCCAGAAAGAGGAUGAAAAAUUUCCUUAUUGUUCAGGUGACCUUUGAAGCUCUGUUUGUAACCAAAAAAUCAUUAAAAGUCCCAUUUAUACAUA
Messenger RNA from Anolis carolinensis (green anole), 10659 nucleotides. RefSeq names its product synaptotagmin like 5 (gene sytl5). Gene Ontology annotation, biological process: intracellular protein transport; exocytosis. NCBI's taxonomy places the organism in Eukaryota, Metazoa, Chordata, Lepidosauria, Squamata, Anolidae. Gene Ontology annotation, molecular function: neurexin family protein binding; small GTPase binding; phospholipid binding. Gene Ontology annotation, cellular component: exocytic vesicle; plasma membrane. Bases 2996 to 5290 code for a protein of 764 amino acids. The record is from RefSeq and is a predicted model, not a curated record. The transcript has 18 exons.